UUCCUGCACUGGCUGGCUUCCUGCGAAAAGGGGUUCAGCCUAGGCGCUUGCGCAGUACGGAGGAACUCGGCCGACUGACAGCUGGGCUUGCGGGCGGUGCGCAUUGGGAGAACCUGGGUGCUGCUGCUGCUGCGGCCGUGGGAACUGGAAGCAGCCUGCCGGGCCAUCCCGCCGCGAAAAUCAUCUCAUAACGAAGAAGAAGGAAGAAGGAAGUAUUGGUCAAGUCUGACAAUCUACACAUCUUCCCUAUCCAAAGCCUCUCAUUUCCUCAAAGAAAGGAGGCAGAAGAUGGGAUACAAACUUCAUUUUUGGAAUCUCCAAUUCAUGAUGCCUUAGGACAACAUGAGGAUGUCCUGUGAGUCCUGUGCUUUGUAGCCCACAUAUCUCAAGUGACUCUGGUACUCUAGACUGCUGCAUUGUUCCCCCACUCCCCCCAACCAAGAAGUCCAGUUGCCCACUGAUUGUCCUCUCAGCAUCCUAUCUGAGCCAUGGAUGCCCCCGAUGCUGCUGUGGCAUCUCUGAUUGACUUUGACAGUGAGCCAUCGACCCUGGCCCCCUCAGAAUCACACCCUUUGAAACCCCGAGAUGGAAGUAACUCUCUUGGUGAUGGGGCAUCAGAAAGCGACACCACAGAAUCGGCAGAUAGUGAGAAUGAUAUGGGGGAGUCCCCCACUCACCCAACCUGGGACCAUUAUCACCGCUCAUCGUCCAAUGAGUCCUUCUCUUCCAACCAGAGUACGGAGUCAGCCAAAGAUGAGGAGUCUCUGGGACUCCGGGAAUUUAUGCGUAACUAUGUUGAAAAGAUCUUCUCUGGAGGAGAAGAUUUGGACCAAGAAGAGAAAGCCAAGUUUGGAGAGUUCUGCAGCAGUGAAAAUGGAAAAGGUCGCGAGUGGUUUGCCCGAUAUGUGAGUGCACAGCGCUGCUAUUCCAAGUGUGUCUCAGAGGCGACUUUCUACCGUCUGGUGCAGUCCUUUGCAGUGGUGCUGUUUGAGUGUCAUCAGAUGGAUGACUUUGGACCAGCGAAGAAUCUAAUGACCAUGUGCUUCACAUACUACCACAUUGGUAAACCUCACAUGUUGCCUCUGGAAUCCAAGGAGAAACCUGCAGGCAGCAUCGACUCCUACCUGAAGUCUGCUAAUAGCUGGCUGGCGGAAAAGAAGGACAUCGCAGAACGUCUCCUGAAGAACACAUCUGCAAAAACGGAAAAUGUGAAAGGCUUCUUUGGAGGCUUGGAAACCAAGCUAAAGGGACCACUGACCAAGAGAAAUGAGGAGGAUGAAGAUAAACCGAAGAAGCAGCAGAAGUCUGUGACGAUGUACAGCCCAGAUGAAGAAAAGAAAGGGGAGAAGAUCUAUCUGUACACUCACCUGAAGCAACAACCUAUCUGGCAUACCUUGAGAUUCUGGAACGCAGCUUUUUUUGAUGCUGUCCACUGUGAGAGAAGGAAAAGAUCGCCUACUACUAGAGGGAAUGCUGGAGAGGAAGAAGAAAAGAGGGAGAAGUGGUGUCACAUGACCCAAGAGGAAAGGGCUGACAGUCUUCGAUUCAAUGAGAACAUUACCUUUGGGCAGCUUGGCACAUUUACUCACAACAUGUUGGCUUUUGGGCUGAGCAAGAAGCUGUGCAAUGACUUUCUGAAGAAGCAGGCGGUGAUUGGCAAUCUGGAUGAAGAGCAAUACAAGCUGCUGAGUGACCAUAUUGAGCAAAUGACUAUGGAGUAGCUCUGACGAGGACCAAAUCUGCAGCAUCUACUGAGGGAGGAGUACAGGUGGAAGUCUCCUCCCCAAACACCCAGGACCAACAACCAGCUCUUAGCACCAUUGCAAUUAACCUGCAUGACUGUCAGCCAUACUUAGAGCCCCGAUCUGCCAGUAGACAUAGGAGUGAAGAAAAACUUUGUCCUUUCCCCUUGCCUCAUCCUCUCUUGUGUGUGUUCUACACACCAGAAACCCUCCUCAGUUUCUAUGGUGAAAGCAGAAUUGAUGAGCUGUCUUUACAGACCCAAGCAUCCCCUCUAAAAAGUGAAGACCUUUAAAGAAGAGGAAGGGAGGACUAUUUGCAAGGGCAAGUCAUGGGGCAACACCCCUUACUGCCACAGGGUCCUGAAGGACUCUUGCUAGUUGCUGGCUAUGAGACUUUGGAAGAGGGGGCAGGAUCAUUGGACCAACAAAACUGAAUGCUGGGAACUGGGGGGUGAGGGAGUGGAUUUGGUGGGAAUGUAAUGCAUGCAUGUCCAUGUAGUUGUAAGAUUAUAGAAUGUUGUAGAAAGGAUCUUCCAAUGUAGAUUAUUAAAACUGGAACUUUCCCCUGAGAUUUAACCCAAGCUCGCCUUUUUCAGAUGAGGAAAUUGGUCCCAGAGAAAGUGAGUGACUUGUUUAUAUUAAAGUUGAUUUAGGAAUCAGAGGAGCUGAGCCCUGGCCUUUUGGUCUUUAAGUUGUACCUCAGUGUCUCUUAUGUAAAGAUAAAUCUGUGGUCUACAGGUUUGGGAUAUUGCAGCUCUGAUGCCCACUAAUAUGAAAGACUACAUUCCAUAAGUUAGUGUUGGAGUGCUAGCAUCCUUUCCCACAGGCUUGAGAUGUCAACUCUCUCCCAACCAGGCAGAUGACCCUAUUCCAAAUUGUGGCCAUCUUUAAUAGCUGGACUUCUCACUGAAGUCUUACCUGGGAGGAGAGAAGCAUUGAACCCAGCAAACCUCCCCUUUGCUUGUUCCUUCUCCUUCAUUUGAAUGAAGUUGGGGAAGUCACAAGAAGAAAGGACAACCUCCAAUUUUGCAGAAAUAAGGGCAGAAAAAUUUCCUUCCUGACGACAGCAAGGAUUGAACCUGAGGCUAUCAUUAGUGGAGAAUUAUAGUUAGAUGUGUGAAUGAGGCAGUGCUCUGGAGACACAGUAGGAUUUGUGUGGACUUAUUUGAGAUGAAUCCUAUCAACACAGAUGUGUCUGUGCCAGACUGCCUUGGAAGCUUUCAGGGUCAGUGAUUCCCUUUUCUUUUGUAUAUGACAUAUUGAGGGCAGCUCUGGGCUGCCUGCUUCGAAGGAGAUGCAAAAGAGGAAGUCUGUCUGUUCUUCUGGUACCCAGAGCUGCUGUCCUUCCUGAAAUCAAACAUCAAUGCAAUUUUCCUUGUUGGGCACAAUCUCCUUUCCCCCAUUCCCCUCAUAUAUAAUAUCAUAUAUUUAUAUAUGUACAUAGAGUAUCAAACAGUUCAGUGUUACAUUAAUCUUGGUGUGAGAUGGUUAAAGGAGAAGCAACUUAUGGUGGAACUUGGCCAAAUUUGGGGAGGGAGACACCCCCCAAGAGGACUCCAUGGAGCAAAGCUUUGUAUCUGAACCAGUGUAUAUAUGGAAUAAGUUCUUAAGUUGUGACCCUGAUUAUUGUGGAUGUUUAAUGUUUUUUUUUCUUCCAAUAUUCCAGUUAUUACUUACAAAACAGCCUAUGGAGAAAGUCAAAAGCUGGUUUCCCAAGUGCCCUUGUUGGCACAUAAAUGAAGUGUGUUUUUCCAUAUCACUGAGCCACAGGCUUACCAUAGUUGGGAGAGGGGAGGAAGAGAGUAUUUAAUGGAGAUCUCUGCUUUCCUGCUUGUUCAUCCUCCUUGCUUAUCACCUCAAGCACCUUGAAUCAUUUCCUCCAAUUCUCUGCAAAUGCUAGUGAGUUCCAUACUCCUUGGAAGCUCUGGCUUCCGGUUUCCGCCUGAAGCACCAGAUUAGACUUAGGUGCAUGAUGUAUUCUUAUUUUUAAAGUCAUUUAGUUAUAUGUUAAGGUUUAAGUUCCCCCGAAUCAUGUUCUGUGCUCCUUGAGUAAAUGUUUCUAGUGAUGACCCACUCCUAUCUUUCCCUGGUUACAAAGCUAGUCAUCUUCCUUCCCACUUCAAGGGAAGGUUUUCUAUAGAAAUUAAGAAAAAAUAAUUUUGUCUGGGUUCUUUUCUCCUUUCCUUUUCCAGUUGAUAAGCACUCCCACCAAACCAGCCACUUUAUACCCUGGAUACCUCCCAUGAAUGUCGUGGACAAAUGACUGAUAGACACUUCUAAAAAUGACCAUAAUCCAUGGCCAGGUGAGCCCAAAACAAAUAGCACAGAGUGAAUAAGCAAUAAAUAGGAUGUAUCUUUUGGGCAUUUGUGACCCUAAGAAAGGGAUAUGCCAAUCUGAAUGUAUUUGUAUGAUUGAUCACCUCCAGAAAUUAUGGGGGUUUGAAGCACUUCAUUUUUCUUUUUCAGUAAUACCACAAUUUAAAAAGCCAUGUAUGAUAUUCUUGAGCCAGCUUCAUUGUUGGGCCCAUGAUGGGCACUAGUGCCCUAUAGAUGGAGUACUAAGUCCAUGACAACAAAAAAAUCUUGUAACCAAUGGUAGGGAAUCCCCCAACAAGUCAACAGGUCCCUGCCUUCUCCAACAUCCUUUUUGAAACUUUUUUCAUGGCAUUAAUUCUCAUCUAUGUUCUAUGCACAAUAACCCCACUUAUAAAAUAGUUUGGGGGAAAAUAAUCUCUAAAGUCCCUUUCUCCUCUGAGUCUUUCUCUGAGUCUUGAUCUGUUUUCCAUAGAAGAAUUGCUAGUUAUUGUGAUUACCAUAGCGUUUAGUCUUUGCUCUGAAGUUUUCCCCUGUGAAUGCUUUGUAUCCAUAAGCACAUUUGAGUCAGGUUUUGGAUUCUCUUAUUGGAUCUCCUUGGAUUUUCUUUCCUCCUGAUGCCUUCUUCAUGGGUUAUAAAAACCCAGCUUGCCAUUGAGAGACUGGGUGCUAAGGACAGUUGCCCUUUGGAAAGGAUUUUGGACAUCCUCCCAUUUUCCUUUGCAUUUUAGAACAUUUCGAACAUUUGUUCUUUUUUAAUAAAGCCUCUUUACCUUAGUAUAGCCUUCAGGCACAUCUUUAGAAACUAAUUUAGAAUAGAGGAAAAAGGCUUUCUCUUGGUUGCUACUUCUGUCAGAUCCUUAUUUAUAUCUAAAUCAUAUUCCAAGAAGCUCCAGUGAAACCAAGAAUUGGGUAGGAAAGAUAGAUUACCGGAUUCAGUCCAUGCUUCUGGAUGGCACCAAAGGCUAGGGAAGGGAGAUUUGUACAGGAUUUUAUUUGGGUCUUCCUGAAGUCUCUUCUGGCUUAAAAUCUAUUAAUCCUGUGCUAGAUGCUUGCCUGAGCUUGACUGUGCUGACUGCUGGGAAUCGAGCUCUCCUUGAGAAGGGCUAUUUAUUGCUCUGUUGCCUGCUGUUCUGUACAAUAAGAGUAGUGCAAAAUAUGCUGAUCUACAUUCCUCGGUCCUGUCAUGUCACCCAGGAAUCUGAUUCUGCCUUGUUUACCCCUAGGCAGAACAGAUCCAGAUGAUCCAAACAGUUGCCCUUUCCUAGGAUGUUCCUCUUCAACAAAUGCAGAUUUCAAAAACAUUCUGUUUGUAGAAAAGCAGAUUGCAUACAUAUGUUUUGGAAUGAGUGUAUGUGAUAACCCGUUGUUGCAAAACUCAGGGACAUUUGGCUCCGUGUGAGAAGCAUCCGACAGUACCGGAGAUGUCUUUUCUGAGGGCAAGAAAAGAACAGCUUUCAGAGCUCAGGGCUUUGCACCUUUCUGCUCAGAAACCUCAGUGCAAACACUGCCAGUAAGAGAUUUUCAUUGUCUGACCUUGGGGAACCAUCUUUGUUCCAACCAAUUCAGUCAGCUUUUCCAGAAAGCAAAAUCUUAUACAAUCUACAUGAUACUUAGGUUUUUUUUUUUAAAUUUUAAAUAUUGUAGAAUAAACCUGUAUCCUUACAUUGUAGGAUUGCUGAAAUGAAUUUUACCCCUAUAGAUUUUAUAGGAUUGUUUUAUUGAUUUGAUUUUUUUAUUGGUCAGAUCAGUAUGAUUUGGUCAUUUUACCAGGUAUAGAGUCAAGCCCUCAAGGUAUCUUAACCUAGAAAGACCAUUGUCCUUUCUAGGAUAAUGUUAAAUUAGCUGUUAAAGUAGCUGGCUGAUAGCAGGGUUUUUCUUCUUUUAAUAGAAGAGGAGGUUU
Messenger RNA from Sarcophilus harrisii (Tasmanian devil), 5958 nucleotides. RefSeq names its product KIAA0513 ortholog. The transcript has 15 exons. NCBI's taxonomy places the organism in Eukaryota, Metazoa, Chordata, Mammalia, Dasyuromorphia, Dasyuridae. Bases 489 to 1721 code for a protein of 410 amino acids. The record is from RefSeq and is a predicted model, not a curated record.